GCGAAGCACAGGCAGCUGUUUGAGAGGAAUGGUGAGAUAAAUUGUGAUCGAAGAAUUGAUUGAGUAAUGGCAGGGGUUGCCGUUGAAAAUCCACUUUUGGAUAAAAUUUCAAGUUUCAUGAAUGACAACAGCUACACUGAGCUCGUGAACAGCACAGCCAAGUUUAAUGUGCGGAUACGGCGAGACAGACGCUACAGGCAGCCCUACAUUGACGGUCAAACAGGUGUUGCCCAGCGGGACUGUCACUUAUUUGUGAGUGUGCGGCAGCGACAGCCAGGGCAGCAGCAGGGACAGAUCUUCUCGUACCCGCAGAGAAGAUGGAAGGCACCGCACAGAUCUUAUCUCAGAGCUUUUGUACAGCCAACACCAAUAGUGCGUGACCCAGAAGAGCAUAUCAUCACUGCAGUGGAGAACCCCGCUGCCAUCGCUGCUGCCACGAGUGCCACUCAGGCAGUAGCUGCUGCUCAGGUGGCACUUGGUGGCACCGCUGGUCCUCCUGUAGUGGCCGCCGUGAGCAACACCAACGGCAGCCUUGAACCUGAACUCCUGCAGGAGAAGGACCCGUGGACGUACUACGAGGACACGGGCUUCGAGGAGCUGGAGGAGGACAUCGAGACCGACGACAACGACGACGACGAGACUUAUGACAGGAAGGGCAGGAAGAGGAAGACGCCCGCCAAGAAGAGCAAAAAGUCCUCUAAGAAGAAGAGUCAGCCCAAGACGCCGGGGGGCAAGUCUGGCGGCAGCAAGAAGGCGAGGGCGCCGCCCCCGCCCGUCGAGGACAACGACGACCCUGAGAGCAAACCUUACCACUGCGAACUUUGCGGCAUGCGCUACAAGACUCGGCCCGGCCUGACCUAUCACUACGCGCACUCCCAUAAAGAGCACAAGAUGGAAAUACCGCCAAAGAACAGAUCCUCUUCCUCUAACGCCUCCAGCAAGAGCUCUUCCACCACCACUUCACCCCCACCUCCACCACCACCACCUACAGGCACCCCGCCUGUCGGGGCUGGGGGAGCGGGUGUUCCACCGUCGGCUGGGGUGCCCAAUAUCGCUCAUCCCUACGGGGCACCUGGGGGAGCUGUGCCGUCAUCCCAAUACCCGCCGCUCAUGGGUAUGCCGCCCUAUGCUCCACCCCACCACCUGCCACCACAUUUCCCCACGGCGUCAUCACCAGCACCGGGGGCUCUUCACCACCCUUUCCGCAACACACCUGCUGAUGGUCCUGAUGCUGCAGGCCGCCAUGUCCGCAAGUCUGGGGGCUCCAGCAAGUCCUCAUCGGGUGAGGGCAAGGCUAACGGCGCCCCCAGCAGCGGUCCCCCAGGACCUGAUGGAGGCUCGGACCUUCCUCCGGGGGAAGGCAAGAAGAAGGCCUCAGCUUCCCCUUACUGUGACUUCUGCCUGGGCGACAGCUCCAUGAACAAGAAGACCUUGUCGCCUGAAGGCCUCGUGUCCUGUGCAGACUGUGGCAGAUCUGGUCACCCCACGUGCCUGCAGUUCACCACCAAUAUGAUGAAGAGCGUCUCCAACUACCGCUGGCAGUGCAUUGAGUGCAAGACCUGCACCCUCUGCGGCACCUCUGAGAACGACGACCAGCUGCUGUUCUGCGACGACUGUGACCGCGGCUACCACCUCUACUGCCUCGCCCCGCCCCUCGCUGAGCCUCCUGAGGGCGAGUGGAGCUGCUCCCUCUGCAUCAAGCACUUCCACUCCAAGUGAGCUCCAAGUGAGCUCUACUCCCACACGCCGCGCUCUAAGUGAGCUCCAUGCCUCCUGCUCUCAUCACUUCACCAUCGCAAUGUGAUUGUACCUCUCCUGCUCCACCUCCUACUUACUUAGCGGCAUAUCCUCAGUGUGCGUUCUCUGUGUUAUUUUAUUUCAGCUCUUCUUACCCCAAACAUCGAUCGAUUAAACUCUUACCUCCAAGAAUAAAUACUGAAUACAAUUGAUAUUCGUUUGAUAUUGCAUACAAGACGACAGUGUAGCUUGAAAGUAUUGAACAGGAGGAGACAAGAUAUGACUAUAAUAUGAGAGCAUAUGACAUUUGUGCUCUUAUGUGUUGUGCAAGGCAGGCGGCGUGUGGAUGCGUCCGUUUUAAAUUUUCUUUCAAUAAAAAAUGUAAUGCGUCCGUUUCCUUUGUAAUUAACUUUACUGGAGUGACGGUCGGAAAAAAAGCUUGUAACGGUCGACGUGUUUGGAAAAUGUUUGGUUUUGCUCAUCAUUUUUGAAUUUCACCUUCAUUCUCCUCUCAGAAUGUUUAGUUUGAAAAUUUGAUCUGAACUGUGAGGGAUGUUGUAGUCUAUAGCUCGUGCUCAUCUAUCCGAAGGAAAGAUACUUUGUACUUUGAUUACUUUGUACUUUAAUUACAUUUGUAGUUCAAUUACAUUUCUCUUCUGAUAACAUUUGUACUUUAGUUACAUUUCUACUUUGAUUACAUUUGCACUUUGUGUUUUGAUUUUCUUGCGCUCGUUGCUAGCGCAUGGAAGUUAUUACGUCAAUCCGUCACUAAUCAAAGCUCACUUAGUCGUAAAUUUUCCACCAAACUUUCUUAAUCUCAUGAAGCGCAAUAUUUCGUGGCAGCUUUUUUCUGCCAUCUAAAUCUAGUCGCGGAUUCUUCAAUUGUUCUCAGUUCUUUUGAUCUCAUUUCUAAUAUGUUUUAUUCCGGCAGCUGCUUGAAUUUGUACACAGUUUCCUCUAUUCCCGCCGCUGGCUUUCUUGUUUUUGUUGUAAAAUGCGGCAGCUUUAAUGCAAGGCCUGAUGUUUAUUUUGUGCGACUUCUGGUUCAGUUGCGAACUUAUUAUUUUACUUGCCAUGACAUGACGCAGUGAGUGCAGUGUUUGCAGUGUAACAUCUGCCAUUUGUUGUGUUGAAAUGACGCAGUGAGUGCAGUGUUUGCAGUGUAACUUCUGCCAUUUGCUGUGUUGAAAUGACGCAGUGAGUGCAGUGUUUGCAGUGUAACAUCUGCCAUUUGCUGUGUUGAAAUGACGCAGUGAGUGCUGUGUUUGCUGUGUAAACUCUGCCAUUUGCUGUGUUGAAAUGACGCAGUGAGUGCAGUGUUAACAGUUUAAACUGCCAUUUUCGUUCGUAUGUCCACCGUCGCACACACAUACUUGGGUACAUUCAUCCUACUGUAAUCAUUUGUUGCUACUCAGUUGCCUUCUCUUCUCACGUCGGCCAGUGUUCCAGCAUUCUGCAGUGUAUAUUUCUUUACUAUAUAUUUUAAGGUGUUUUUGAGCGUACAUAUGGUACUAACUACGCACAAUUUUGCGUUCAAAUGAAUUUCUUAUUUCGUUGUUUCUCGUGUAAUUUCUGAGAGGCUGUGUUUUUUCUUGUAUAUUUUGUUUGCAUUUCUUUGGCAAAUAAAAAAAAGUUCCCUUUUCCCUCCACGGCGAUAAUCACGAGAACGCGCGUCGGUGUGAUUUUUCCGGACAGUCAUUGUGCCUGAAUUUAUAUCACGACUUUAUCUCAGGUUAAAGAUUUGUACACGUGUUGCCGUGGUAUUUUUUAGUUACUUGGUGAGCAUUUGUUUACUGGCCGCCAUAUUUGGCAAGCCAUUUGGCUUGCCGUGUGGGCCCGUGUUACAUAAUUAGAGAGAUAAUAUCUCUCUAAUUAAUAAUAUCUCUCAUAAUUAGAGAGGCGCUCUUCCGUUUUGCCUAAUUUAAAAACACAUUUCAUGGCUAAAAUGUGAAUUUUGAAGAAACAAAAUCGUGUAGAUUCAUUCCUUUCCAAAGUGUUGAAAAUCGAAUAAAUCUUGCAACUAAAAUAUUCGUACGGUUUUUGUAAAGGAGAGUUUAGAGUAUUUCUCUAGAGUGGAUAAUCACAUCGAUUUUAUCUUAAUUAAGUAUUUCUUCCAUUUUCGAAUUCACUCAUGUUUCGGAAAAAACCUAAUUUGGUAUUUAAUCAAUUGAUAUGUCAUGAAAGCGACAUAGCGAAGUAUACAGAAUUAGAUUCCUUCUUAAUAUCCGUAUUGAAGGUACGAAUUAAGUUAUUCUCUUCGUAUAGUGUACCUCUUAAAACAUUACAUUACACAAAAAACAUUAAAACAGCUUUAGUCUUACAAAGUAUUAUUAUCUAUAGCGUCAACGUCAAUUAUUUUCGUCCAUGACACGAGUAUUAUUAAUUUAAAUGCACCUGUACAAUGACUUGUGGUAUUCUCAGUGAAUUAAACUUCCUAUUUUUAUUGCAUUGUGAGAGCUAACUAGCAGUGUAAUAUUUUCUCACUCUAUAUUCGCUAUUGAAAUUAAUUCUUUAGGGCUUUAAAAGCGAGAAUUUGUGUGCGGUAUAUGUAAUCUUUGCUGCAAGUUAUAUCUACAAGCCAAUAAAUUGUGCUGUGGUAAAGCCCAAUUUUUUGGUCUUACAUGACAAUUUUUUUUUUGUCUUAUAUGACGACUGAAAAAAAAACUUCACCACGUUUCAUCCGCAAUUAAGAGACAUACCACAGCAAUCGAGCGAGCAUAUUUCUUGAAUAUCGAAUAUAGCAUUAAAUUCGAUUUUAAUAUUCGAAUUUAAUAUUAGAAUUCGAAUUCGAUACAUAUACAUCAUAAAUGAUCAUCCUGUUAUAUGCGACCGAGACAGCAGACCAGAGGAAACACGAAGGGAUUUUCUCGGGUGAAUCCACUCCGUUAUUUAAAAUUGAUGUAUGCGUGAAUCUCAGUUCAGUAUUGAGUAGAAUGAUCGUUCGAGACAAGCAAGCAUCCUGCUAUUGUCGAUCGAUCUUCUAUCAGAUUAUAAAGGGAAGUCAAGUGUAAAUAAAUGCAUAACAUGUAAACGGAUCUAAGAUGUUGAAUUGAGGGGAGCUUCAAAUUGUAGUUCACUUGGAUUUAUUCAACGUCUCGUGAUGAUACAGAUGUUGUAGGUUAGAUAAUGUGUGAUGGCAUCAAGAAUUGCGUAAUGAGAUCAACAAUUAUGUUAUAGGAUUCAUUAGCAUUAAGGGCAUCUAUACAAGAAUUGCGUAAUGAGAUCAACAAUUAUGUUAUAGGAUUCAUUAGCAUUAAGGGCAUCUAUACAAGAAUUGCGUUAUGAGAU
Messenger RNA from Hyalella azteca, 5025 nucleotides. RefSeq names its product zinc finger protein ubi-d4 B. Bases 67 to 1719 code for a protein of 550 amino acids. The transcript has 10 exons. Gene Ontology annotation, biological process: nervous system development. Lineage: Eukaryota; Metazoa; Arthropoda; Malacostraca; Amphipoda; Hyalellidae. Gene Ontology annotation, cellular component: nBAF complex. The record is from RefSeq and is a predicted model, not a curated record.